Molecule: messenger RNA, 1953 nt
Organism: Schistosoma intercalatum
Lineage: Eukaryota; Metazoa; Platyhelminthes; Trematoda; Strigeidida; Schistosomatidae
Source: the annotation of a GenBank genome assembly
AUUGUGACCAGGGUCAUCUGAAUAAGCGCAUAUUUGGGGAUGCGAAUUAUGAGUGGGAUGUUCUCAGGGAUAAGACAGUUGGAGUGCAAACUGAAAUCGCUUGACGAACUUGAUUUCGAAGCUUUAAAGGAAAAAGCUAUUUGCUUACUAAAAUAUAAUCAACAGUUAGAAAAUAUUAUAUCAAAGCUUCAAAAACAAGAAAAUGAUGUCCCGAAAGUCACCAAACCUUUCAUUUUUGACAGGUAUAAGAAGCGCCAUAUUGCGCUAAAAGUAUCAUAUUUAGGCUGGAAUUACGGUGGAUUGGCUCCUCAAGGUUGUCUCGCACUAACCGUCAUGGACCGCGUUUUCGACGCACUGGAAAAAUCCAAACUCAUUGAAAAUAGAAACGAGUGCAAUUUUUCAGUUUGUGGACGAACUGACAGAGGAGUUAGUGGGCUGUGCCAAGUUGUUUCUCUUGUUUCGCGUUCACUAAUAGAUAGAGGGGUCGGAAUUAUUGAAGAUUCUGGUUCUCGUAUCUCUGAGCGUCAGGAUGUUCCUGACAAAGAAAUGGACUACGUUUCUGCAUUGAACAGAAAUCUACCACGCGACAUCCGAGUCUUAGCCUGGUCUCCCGUCUCACCAGACUUUAGCGCAAGGUUUAUGUGUUGCAAAAGGUCUUACGAAUAUUAUUUCCCUGAAAGCGGUCUAGAUACUAAAUCAAUGAUGGACGCGGGUAAUCGGCUCGUCGGAGUACAUGAUUUCAGGAACUUCUGUACUUCCCGAAUCGAAAAAGAUACUGUAACUUUCAUACGUGAAAUUUUCGAAGUGGUUAUAAGCGAUGUAGACUCGUGUGAUCAUCACUGCAAGUUAUGUCGCAUUAGCAUAUCGGCUUCGGGUUUCCUUUAUCACCAAAUACGGUAUGUUAUGUCCAUCUUGUUUAUGGUAGGAAGGGGUUAUGAAAGUCCAUCAGUUGUUGAUGACAUGUUGGAUUUGAGUAAGACUCCCGCUAAACCUCAUUAUCACCUUGCAGCUGAUUUCCCGUUGUUAUUUAUUGAUGGUACCUACCCAGAAUCUUGUUUAAAUUGGGAAACAAGUGAAGCUGCUCAACUAGAUUUGGUCAAACAUUAUCAGAAAUUGUGGUCAGAAUACGGAAUCCGGUAGAAAUAUUGUACUUUUCUUUAAACGAUUUUUAUCCAAAUUAUUUCCAGAUCAGCUAUUGUCAGAAGAAUGUUGAAUUAUGUUGAAAGUACCAUCCCAAAUAGCUCACUAAUCAAUCAUCAUUUGGAUGAAAUAUCUCCAGAGGCUAAAUUUAUUAGCACUUUAGAACUGUCUAAUAAGAAAACUGUAAUUAAGAAGCUAUCUACAAGACAUGUGGAACUUACUGUGGAUGAGAAAAUCGAAAAUUUACGUAAAAAGAGGAAAAUAGACACGUGUAUUUUGGAAAAACCCAUAGAAACAGAAAUUACUGAGCAGUGUACUUGAAAAUCUCCUUAAACAUGUGUUACAUUGAACAAGCCUUUUUUCUUCAAAAUUAUGGUGAAAAGGUUUAUAAAGUCUCUGAAAAACAUUAGAAACAGUAGGACCAUCUACUGUUUAUGACAUUACACCCAAACAAGAGCAUAAUUGUUCCUUAUCUAUCAGUAAGUAUUAAAUGAGAAAUAACCUGUGUUUGAAGCAUUUUAACCUUCUGAUACUAAUUAGAUUUAGGUUUAUAUGAAAUGGGAUAAUUUAGUAGGAUCGGAGAGUAAACAGCAAUCUGUAGUGUCAAACAUAUAGUUAAAGCAGGUCGUAGGAUUAGUCUUAAAUUAACUUUGUGAUGUUUCAUGAAAAUGAUCCAGAACUAAUGAUUAGAUUUGCUGCAAUCUUAACAACACGGAAAUUCAAACCCUCCUGUGUGUUAAAAAAUAAUCAGUAGUGACAAUAAACCUACCCUGAUAAUAUUGAUUUCAUUUUACUUCACAGAUUAGUGUAACU